AUGGACACGUGCCUCAUGAACCCAUGCCUCAUGGACCCAUGCCGCAUGGACCCAUGCCUCAUGGACCCAUGCCGCAUGGACACAUGCCUCAUGGACUCAUGCCUCAUGGACUCAUGCCUCAUGGACACAUGCCUCCUCAUGGAUUCAUGCCUCAUGGACUCAUGCCUCAUGGACCCAUGCCUCAUGGACCCAUGCCUCAUGGACACAUGCCUCAUGGACACAUGCCUCAUGGACUCAUGCCUCAUGAACACAUGCCUCAACGACCCAUGCCUCAUGGACACAUGCCUCAUGGACCCAUGCCUCAUGGACUCAUGCCUCAUAGACACAUGCCUCAUGGACUCAUGCCUCAUUGACACAUGCCUCAUGGACUCAUGCCUCAUGGACCCAUGCCUCAUGGACUCAUGCGUCAUGGGCUCAUGCCUCAUGGACUCAUGCCUCAUGGACUCAUGCCUCAUGGACUCAUGCCCUAUACCCAUGCCUCAUGGACCCAUGCCUCAUGGACUCAUGCCUCAUGGACCCAUACCUCAUGGACUCAUGCCUCAUAGACUCAUGCCUCAUGGACUCAUGCCUCAUGGACCCAUGCCUCAUGGACCCAUGCCUCAUGUACUCAUGCCUCACGGACUCAUGCCUCACGGACUCAUGCCUCAUGGACUCAUGCCUCAUGGACUCAUGCCUCAUGGACUCAUGCCUCAUGGACUCAUGCCUCAUGGACUCAUGCCUCAUGGACUCAUGCCUCAUGAACACAUGCCUCAUGAACACAUGCCUCAUGGACACAUGCCUCAUGGACCCAUGCCUCAUGGACUCAUGCCUCAUGGACUCGUGUCUCAUGAACCCAUGCCUCAUGGACCCAUGCCGCAUGGACCCAUGGCUCAUGGACCCAUGCCGCAUGGACACAUGCCUCAUGGACUCAUGCCUCAUGGACUCAUGCAUCAUGGACACAUGCCUCAUGGACACAUGCCUCAUGGACACAUGCUUCAUGGACUCAUGCCUCAUGGACACAUGCCUCAUGGACCCAUGCCUCAUAGAGACAUGACUCAUGGACACAUGCCUCAUGGACUCAUGCCUCAUGGACACAUGCCUCAUGAACCCAUGCCUCAUGGACUCAUGCCUCAUGGACUCAUGCCUCAUGGACUCAUGCCUCAUGGACCCAUGCCUCAUGGACUCAUGCCUCAUGGACUCAUGCCUCAUGGACUCAUGCCUCAUGGACCCAUGCCUCAUGGACUCAUGCCUCAUGGACUCAUGCCUCAUGGACCCAUGCCGCAUGGACACAUGCCUCAUGGACUCAUGCCUCAUGGACUCAUGCAUCAUGGACACAUGCCUCAUGGACACAUGCCUCAUGGACACAUGCUUCAUGGACUCAUGCCUCAUGGACACAUGCCUCAUGGACCCAUGCCUCAUAGACACAUGACUCAUGGACACAUGCCUCAUGGACUCAUGCCUCAUGGACACAUGCCUCAUGAACCCAUGCCUCAUGGACUCAUGCCUCAUGGACUCAUGCCUCAUGGACUCAUGCCUCAUGGACCCAUGCCUCAUGGACUCAUGCCUCAUGGACUCAUGCCUCAUGGACUCAUGCCUCAUGGACUCAUGCCUCAUGUCAUGAACUCAUGGCUCAUGGACCCAUGCUUCAUGGACUCAUGCCUCAUGGACUCAUGCCUCAUGGACUCAUGCCUCAUGGACUCAUGCCUCAUGGACUCAUGCCUCAUGGACACAUGCCGCAUGGACACAUGCCUCAUGAACUCAUGCCUCAUGGACCCAUGCCUCAUGGACCCAUGCCUCAUGGACUCAUGCCUCACGGACUCAUGCCUCACGGACUCAUGCCUCAUGGACUCAUGCCUCAUGGACUCAUGCUUCAUGGACUCAUGCCUCAUGGACUCAUGCCUCAUGGACUUAUGCCUCAUGGACUCAUGCCUCAUGAACACAUGCCUCAUGAACACAUGCCUCAUGGACACAUGCCUCAUGGACCCAUGCCUCAUGGACUCAUGCCUCAUGGACUCGUGUCUCAUGAACCCAUGCCUCAUGGACCCAUGCCGCAUGGACCCAUGCCUCAUGGACCCAUGCCGCAUGGACACAUGCCUCAUGGACUCAUGCCUCAUGGACUCAUGCAUCAUGGACACAUGCCUCAUGGACACAUGCCUCAUGGACACAUGCCUCAUGGACUCAUGCCUCAUGGACACAUGCCUCAUGGACCCAUGCCUCAUAGACACAUGA
Closterium sp. Naga37s-1 is the source of this 2208-nucleotide messenger RNA. Lineage: Eukaryota; Viridiplantae; Streptophyta; Zygnematophyceae; Desmidiales; Closteriaceae. The record is from the annotation of a GenBank genome assembly.